Helianthus annuus (common sunflower) is the source of this 2002-nucleotide messenger RNA. RefSeq lists its product as uncharacterized. Gene Ontology annotation, cellular component: catalytic step 2 spliceosome. The transcript has 9 exons. The record is from RefSeq and is a predicted model, not a curated record. Gene Ontology annotation, molecular function: RNA binding; zinc ion binding. NCBI's taxonomy places the organism in Eukaryota, Viridiplantae, Streptophyta, Magnoliopsida, Asterales, Asteraceae. The coding region runs from base 160 to 1764 and encodes 534 amino acids.
AAAUCUCCAUCGUACGGUCACAAACCUUUUAAACUACCCUAGUAAUCCUAUAUACACCCGUUGAUCACUACUCUUAACACCCAAAUCACCACCUCUUCUUCUUCCCCACUAAUCAAAUGCAGUAAUCUUUUGGCCCAAAUUCAUCCGAUUCUAGAAAAUAUGGUAAAAUCAACUGAUUUAAGCAAGGACGACGAGGAAUUCGUUAAACUUGCGGUUUCUAAUAAUCAAGGUGGUGGAAGUGUGCCCAGUGAAGAUGACGGUCAACCUAGUGAUUGUGGGGUUAAGGAAGCUCGUUUAAACGGGGACGUCGUGUUGGUUAACAAGUUUGAACAUGCUGAGGUUACAUUAGCUGCUAAUAAUGAACAUGUUUCAGCCGUUAGCGUUGAAGAAAACAGUUCUACAGUUAUAGAAAACAAGAUUUCAGUUGUUGCCGAGAAUGGUUCAACAGUUCAAGACGUUUCUCAUAAAAGAACCGGAAAUCCUGCCAGUAAUCGUGAGAUAGAUGCCGUAUCUGGUACUAAAAGACCCCGAAUAACCGUAGAUGAAAAGCAGGCUUCCGUCCACAUCGUUUAUAAUUCUAUAACAAGAGAGAGUAAACGGAAACUUGAGGAAUUAUUACAACAGUGGUCAGAAUGGCAUGCUCAACAUAAUUCAUCAUCUCAUGAUUCACAGGUUGAACUAGAAUCCGGUGAGGGGACCUAUUUUCCAGUACUUAGUGUUGGUCUGGAUAAAUCUUCUGCAGUGUCAUUCUGGAUGGAUGGGCAAACGAAGAAUUCUCAAAGCAAGGAAGUUAUAGCUUUGGAUAAUAAUUCAAUCCCUCUUUAUGAUCGUGGGUAUUCUUUUGGCUUAACAUCAACCGAUGGUCCAAGUAACGUAGACGGAGGGUUGGAAAUAGUAGACGGUUCUCGCUGCUUCAACUGCGGUUCAUACAACCAUGCACUAAAGGAAUGCCCAAAGCCUCGUGACAAUGCUGCGGUUAACAAUGCCCGUAAACAACACAAAGCUAAACGUAACCAGAAUGCUGUUUCUCGUAACCUGACUCGAUACUAUCAAGACACUCCUGCUGGAAAGUUUGAUGGUUUAAGGCCAGGUGUGCUAGAUGCCGAAACGAGAAAACUUCUGGGUCUCAAAGAGCUUGAUCCACCUCCAUGGCUCAACAGAAUGCGAGAGAUCGGCUACCCACCAGGGUACCUAGAUGCAGAAGAUGAUGAUGAUCAGCCAUCUGGGAUUGAGAUAUUCGGUGAAGAGGUGGUUGUUAAGCAAGAAACUGAGGAUGGUGAAGCCCUCGAUAUGGAUAGUAAACCUGAACCGUCCAAGAAAAAGAGUGUCAAAUUUCCAGGAGUAAACGCCCCAAUUCCAGAAAAUGCCGACGAGUGGCGUUGGGCAGCAAGGGCUUGGAAGUUCGAAUUGCCUAGAAGCCGGUCAUCAAACCAUCGAUACCAUAGUUCAACUGAAUCCGCUGCAACUAGGCCUCAUCAUCAUGAAGAAAGAUGGAACCGAGAUAAUAGAUACUAUAAUUCAACUGAAUCUGCUGCGACUAGACCACAUCAUCAUGAAGAAAGGUGGAACCAUGACAUGUUUAGAGAAGAUAGAGUUCACAGCGGUUCCUUCUCAUCUAGCUUCUCGAAUAGGUACACUGGUUAUGAUGACUUUAGUGGUCAUCGAAAUCUUUUGAUUCAUGAAACAAGAUCGAGCCAUGGUAGUGAUCGUUGGAAUCCUUACUCGACUGACUCGAAGGAUCAUCGCCAUCGUAGUUGGAGGUGAGUCUUAGGGACAGAAAAGCAUCAGUGUGCAUGGAGUAGAUGAGGUGAAUUGUUUAGCAUCAGUUUUGGUAUAUUUUACAACUAUACCCUUUGACUUUUGUUUUUGUUCAACUUAUAUCCUUCUUGUUUCUAGUUUAGGCUUUCAUAUGUUGUAAGCACUAGUUUUGGUGGGAUUAAAGUCAUAAACCAUUUGAAUUUAUUCAACUGAGGCCAUAUUUGGUAUAUGUUGACUUCUUGUA